Messenger RNA from Hemiscyllium ocellatum (epaulette shark), 21006 nucleotides. RefSeq names its product tenascin-X-like. Gene Ontology annotation, molecular function: protein binding. NCBI's taxonomy places the organism in Eukaryota, Metazoa, Chordata, Chondrichthyes, Orectolobiformes, Hemiscylliidae. The record is from RefSeq and is a predicted model, not a curated record. The transcript is spliced from 75 exons. Bases 1 to 20493 code for a protein of 6830 amino acids.
AUGAAUGAGGUGAGCUGUGCCACCCACAGACCAUUCAACAAGCAACCAUCACCACCUCACUGCCUGGUGAGAACCUUGUCCCACACCCCCUCGUGGAAAACCAAAGAGAAGGAGCAAGAUGCUGAUUACAUUGAGACUUUCCGCCUGGGUAACGUGGCACGAGCCUGUGUUCGAGCAGAUCUCCUGACUGAAGGCGCGAGCCCCCCCAAGUCCCUGCACAAGCCUGGACUCCUCCCGACCCCACCCCCACUUGCAGCGACAGAGAUGGGGCUGGCCUUUAAGAUCCUGCUCCUGUUGGUCACAGUGAGCCUGGAGGGGGGCGACUGCGCCAUCUUUGUGAAGACCAUCCGUCAGCGGCGGGCACUGCUGCCCAACGCCACGUCCGGCCGCCCCACCACCUUCAACCACGUCUACAACAUCAAGCUGCCGUACUGCAGGAACUGCUCGGCCAACGUCGCUCAGCCCCUGGCCCGCAUCUUUGAGGCUCGAGACGAGGCCUGGGAUGACCAGAGCUUUGAGCACACCGUCGACCCCACCAAUCAGGUGGUCUUCACCCACAGGAUCAACAUCCCUCCGCAGGCCUGUGGCUGCGACGAUAUCCAGGCUCUCCUAAACCGCCUGGAGGUGCUGGAGAAGCAGGUGCUGACGCUGGAGAGGCAGUGCUCGGGCAGACCGUGCUGCGGUAUGAAGCGUAUGGACUGCGGUGCCCAUGGGAGGUUCAGCUCCUCUAGCUGCAGCUGUGUUUGUGACCAGGGCUGGACGGGGCCAACCUGUGCCAAGGCUAACUGCCCUGCCAGCUGCCACCCUCCCCAGGGUGACUGUGUGGAUGGCCGGUGUGUGUGUCGUCAGGGGUUUACAGGCGAGGACUGCAGCAAGGAGAGCUGCCCCGAUGACUGUAAUGACCAGGGCCGGUGUAUCGAUGAUGAGUGUGUCUGCUUCCCUGGCUACACAGGCUACGGCUGUACAGAGCAGACCUGCCCUGAUGACUGUAGGGACCAUGGCAAGUGUGUCAACGGCCGCUGCGUCUGUGACAAGGGCUACUCCGGCUUCGACUGCCGCUUCGAAGAUUGUCCGGAAGACUGCAGCGGGCAAGGACGCUGCCUUGAUGGCAAGUGCGUCUGUAACACAGGCUUCUCAGGACGGGACUGCAGCCUUCCAGCCUGUCCCAGUAACUGUCACCGCCGAGGGAACUGUGUCAACGGCAAGUGUGUCUGCAGGAAAGGCUUCACUGGGCCUGACUGCAGCCUGAAAACUUGUCCUGAGAACUGUAACAACCGAGGGCGAUGUGUCAAUGGGAAAUGUGCCUGUAACACAGGCUAUUCAGGAGCUGCCUGUGGGACCCAGACCUGUCCUGAGAACUGUAACAACCGAGGACGAUGUGUCAACGGGAAAUGUGUCUGUAACACAGGCUAUUCAGGAGCUGCCUGUGGGACCCAGACAUGUCCUGAGAACUGUAAUAACCGAGGGCGAUGUGUCAAUGGGAAAUGCAUCUGUAACACAGGCUAUUCAGGACCUUCCUGUGGGACCCAGACCUGUCCUGAGAACUGUAACAACCGAGGGCGAUGUGUCAAUGGGAAAUGUGUCUGUAACACAGGCUAUUCAGGACCUUCCUGUGGGGUCCAGACAUGUCCUGAGAACUGUAAUAACCGAGGACGAUGUGUCAAUGGGAAAUGUGCCUGUAACACAGGCUAUUCAGGAGCUGCCUGUGGGACCCAGACCUGUCCUGAGAACUGUAACAACCGAGGGCGAUGUGUCAACGGGAAAUGUGUCUGUAACACAGGCUAUUCAGGACCUUCCUGUGGGACCCAGACCUGUCCUGAGAACUGUAACAACCGAGGGCGAUGUGUAGAUGGGAAAUGCGUCUGUAACACAGGCUAUUCAGGGCCUUCCUGUGGGACCCAGACCUGUCCUGAGAACUGUAACAACCGAGGGCGAUGUGUUGAUGGAAAGUGCGUCUGCAAGGAUGGGUUCGCAGGAAAUGAUUGUUCAAUUGAAAUCCCUGCCACCAUCCGGCUUCACGUGAAGAAGGUCCUGGAGAACAAGGCGACCGUGGGUUGGGAGCUGCCGCAGGUUCCAGUCGAUGCCUGGGAGAUCACCUUCCGAUCCCUGGGGUAUCACCGCCUGGAUGACCCUCUCCACUGUGGCUCAAAGCAGGAGGAGAGGUCAGGGGUCAGGGGUCACCUCCUGACUGCUGCGGUGGAGCGGGACCAACUAGCAGGCUUUUGUCAUGGCGAUGAUGGUCGUGGGCCAGGGAGCCCGUUAGCUGCGACUCCAGGGUUUCUGCCACCUGAUGUGUCCCAUCCCUCCCAGCAGAAGGAGGACGGUGAUCAGCUGACCAAUCUCGUGGCUGGCUCCAAGAGCACGUUCCAGCAGACAGGCCUGGCCUCAGGGCAGGAGUAUGAGGUGACAGUGCGGGCAAAGAAGGGCAAGAGGUUGGGGCCGGCCGUAUCCAGGACCCUCACAACACUGAUCGAUGGGCCACGGAAUUUCCACGUAGUCUCAGCGACCAACUCCACCAUUGAGCUGGGCUGGAAGAAGCCAGAAGCCUCCAUUGACCAUUACCGCCUCAACUACUCGUCAGCGACUGGCAAACGCAGCCAGGUGGUAGUGCCAGCCAGUAACAGCAGCAUCGUACUGACAGGGCUGGAGGCUGGCGUCGAACACACCAUCUUCCUGGUGGGGGAGAAAGGUCAACACCAGAGCAAGGCCGUCGCCACCAAAGGAACAACCGUGAUUGACAGUCCCAGGAAUCUGCGUGUUGUCACUGUGACAGACUCCAGCAUCAAGCUGCAGUGGGAGAAAUCUGUCGCUAGUGAUGGCCAUUACCACAUUGUGUACAGCUCGGAGGGAAGGAAGCGUGGAGAGCUGAGGGUGCCGGGGAAGAGCAGCACAGCUACCUUGGUACAACUGGAGGGUGGCACCAAGUACACAAUCUCCUUGGUGGGUGAGCAGGGAACAAUGAGGAGCAAGCCGGUGAUCACCAAAGCGACCACUGGUGGCACCCAGGGCAAACUGGCCAGAGGGUACUCAUCACCCACAGAGGCUGCCAGUGAGAACCAGCUUGUCCAGAACAUCUCGAGGACCAUCUCCAAGAAGAUCAUGGCUGGGGAACUCUCUGCUGCUGAUGUCGGCCCAGUGAUGUGGUCCGUCAUUCGGCGUUAUCCGGCUUUUCCCAAAGAGGUCAGGCGCUCUACCAAAGUCCUUCUCAAUAUCCCAAAUACCGGAAUCCCCCAAGUCAGUUCCAGGUCUGGGAGAGGACCAGGGAGACACAGAGGAUCCAAUGUGGUUGGCUCCCCUGCAGUUUCCCCAAAGAAGCCUAAGGGAGGAGUUGCUGGCUCUCCUGGAGACCGGGAAGCCAUUCCCAUUCCCAGUCCCCAGCAAACCCACAAUGGAACCGUGAGCCCUCCCAGCACCAGGACGCCUGAACCAAACAAGCCGGAGAUUUUUGGAGACAGUCCUCCCACAGCCGCCAAUGACCCACUCCUCACUAUCCAGAGCUCUUCCCCAACGCAGGCUCCCAGUGACCUUCGACCUUUUGACCUCCCGGAUUUGACCACUGCCGUGAACUCUUACCACGUUGCGCCUGACGACAAACUCUUGGCUUCCAUUACAGACCAGGUUGCUCAUUUUCGCAACGUGACGGUUAGGGACGUUACUCCCCAAGCCUUCCGCCUGUCUUGGAAGGUUCCGGAAGGGGCCUUCGAUUCUUUUGUCGUCCAAUACAGAGUGGCUACAGGCUCUGUGCGCUGGGAGGAACGGAAAGUGCAGGGGCGUUUCCGCUCGGUGCUCCUCAAGGGGCUGCUCCCUGGCACAGACUACACCAUUAGAUUGUACGGAGUUCAAGACGGGCAGCGGACUGGGCCUACUGCGCUGAACGUGACCACAGAUUCCGUGGAACCAGUGAAAGUGGGGAAGCUUGGAAGACUCACCUUCUCUGACAUCACAGAGCGCUCCCUGCGCCUGGCCUGGACUGCGGACAGGGACUUUGACACCUUCCUCGUACACUACCGCAUUGUUGGGUCCAAGGAGGUGCACAAGCUGAAGCUGCCCGGCAACCUUCGCUCCUCGCUCAUCACAGACCUCAGGCCUGGCACCAAGUACUCCAUUUCCCUCCAUGGUAUCUCAUCUGGCCAGCGGACUAAACCGAUCAGCAGCACCACAACCACCACAGAGGGUGUAAAACUGGGCAGCGUGUCCACCUCUGAUAUCACGGCUAACUCCCUCCGACUCUCCUGGACGGUGGACAGGGCCCACUUUGACUCCUUUUUAAUCCAGUACAGAGUCCAGAGCUCUGAGGAGACCCAAAACAUCACAGUCACCGGCGGGCAACGAUCCCACCUCAUCGUAGGCCUCAAGCCUACUACCAGAUACACCAUCUAUCUCUACGGGAUUUCUGAUGGAGUAAGGACAGAGCCUUUGACCACUACUGUGACCACCUCAGUGAAGGUGCAGCCACAGUGGGGUGAAGUGAGGGACCUCUCAGUAUCAGACAUCACGGCCGACUCUCUCCAGCUCUCCUGGGUGACUGAGAGGCAAUACGACUCUUUCUUCAUUGAGUACAGAGCUGAAGAGGACCAUGACCUCCAGAGCCUGACGGUUCGUGGUGACCAUCGAUCGGCCACCAUCACAGGCCUCAGGCCUACCACCAAAUACACCCUCUAUGUCUAUGGGGUCUCGGCCGGUCAGCACACUGCUCCGCUGAGUGUGGUCGCCACCACCACAGAUAAGGACGCAGCCAGGCUGAAAAAGGUUGGGCAGCUUUCAGUCUCUAAUGUCACAUCUGACUCCUUCCAGCUUUCCUGGGCAGCAGAUGGUGCUUUUGAUUCCUUUGUGAUACAGUACAGAGUGCCCAGUUCUAAAGUGGCACGGAAACGCACGGUAACUGGUGACAGCCAGAGAUCGGUGAUCACAGGCCUCAGGCCUAGCACCAGCUACAGAGUCUUCCUCUUUGGGGUUUCCCAUGGCCAGCGCACAAGACCACUGACUGCCCUUGUGUCCACCAGAGUUUUGACAGGAUCAGUUGAAAUGAAGCCAAGCCGCCUGGAGAACCUCUCCACCUUUAACACCACAGUGCACUUGGUCGGUCUGGUGGGGCUGCCAAGGGGCCUGAGGCCAGCCACCAAGUACACCGUCCACGGCCAUGGCCUCUCUCACGGUCAAGCCAUAAAGCCACUCAGCCUGGUGCUGGCUACAGAAGGUUUUAACAAACACAUUGACUCAGUUGACCCAGGCUUGGUGAUGAUUAAAAUCCUAUUAGACAAUGCUGACGUCUACACUUCCACAGAUAAAGACAAAGUAAAGCCAAGUAAAGUGAAUAAGCUGGAGAAUCUUUCAGUCUCUAACGUCACAGCGGACUCUUUCCAGCUGUCCUGGGGAGCGGAGAAAGAUCUUGAUUCUUUUCUCAUACAGUACAGAGUGCGAGGUUCUGAGGAUGUGCACAACAUGACGGUAACUGGUGACCGUCGAUUGUCUGUCAUCACAGGCCUGAGGCCUAGCACUAUGUACACAGUCUACGUCUAUGGGAUCUCUGCUGGCAUACGCAGCAAACCUCUCAACACCCUCAUAACCACCAAAGCUUCCACAGAUAAAGACAAAGUAAAGCCGAGUAAAGUCAAUAAGCUGGAGAAUCUUUCAGUCUCUAACGUCACAGCGGACUCCUUCCAGCUGUCCUGGGGAGCGGAGAAAGAUUUUGAUUCUUUUCUCAUACAGUACGGAGUGCGAGGUUCUGAUGAUGUGCACAACGUGAUGGUAACUGGUGACCGUCGAUUGUCUGUCAUCACAGGCCUGAGGCCUAGCACCGUGUACACAGUCUAUGUCUAUGGGAUCUCUGCUGGUGUGCGCAGCAAGCCACUCAACACCUUCAUAACCACCAAGGCUACCACAGAUAAAGUCAAAGUAAAGCCAAGUAAAGCGAAUAAGCUGGAGAAUCUUUCAGUCUCUAACAUCACAGCAGAUUCCUUCCAGCUGUCCUGGGGAGCGGAGAAAGAUUUUGAUUCUUUUCUCAUACAGUACAGAGUAAGAGGCUCUGAGGAUGUCCACAACGUGACAGUAACUGGUGACCGUGGAUUGUCUGUCAUCACAGGCCUGAGGCCUAGUACCGUGUACACAGUCUAUGUCUAUGGGAUCUCUGCUGGUGUACGCAGCAAGCCACUCAACACCUUCAUAACCACCAAAGCUUCCACAGAUAAAGACAAAGUGAAGCCGAGUAAAGUGAAUAAGCUGGAGAAUCUUUCAGUCUCUAACGUAAAAGUGGACUCUUUCCAGCUGUCCUGGAGAGUGGAGAAAGGCUUUGAUUCUUUUCUCAUACAGUACAGAGUGCGUGGCUCUGAGAAUGUGCACAACGUGACGGUAUCUGGUGACCAUCGAUUGUCUGUCAUCCCAGGCCUGAGACCCAGCACCACAUACACAGUCUAUGUCUAUGGGAUCUCUGCUGGUGUACGCAGCAAGCCUCUUAAAACCCUCAUAACCACCAAAGCUUCCACAGAUAAAGACAAAGUAAAGCCAAGUAAAAUGAAUAAGCUGAAGAAUUUUUCAGUCUCUAACAUAAAAGCGGAUUCCUUCCAGCUGUCCUGGGGAGCGGAGAAAGGUUUUGAUUCUUUUCUCAUACAGUACAGAGUGCAGGAUUCUAAGGAUUUGCACAACGUGACGGUAACUGGUGACCGUCGAUUGUCUGUCAUCACAGGCCUGAGGCCUCGCACCAUGUACACAGUCUAUGUUUAUGGGAUCUCUGCUGGUGCACGCAGCAAGCCAGUCAAAACCCUCAUAACCACCAAAGCUUCCACAGAUAAAGACAAAAUAAAGCCAAUUAAAGUGAAUAAGUUGGAGAAUCUUUCAGUCUCUAAUGUAACAGCGGACUCUUUCCAGCUGUCCUGGGGAGUGGACAAAGACUUUGAUUCUUUUCACAUACACUACGAAGUGCGAGGUUCUGAGGAUGUGCACAACGUGACGGUAACUGGUGACCGUCGAUUGUCUGUCAUCACAGGCUUGAGGCCGAGCACUGUGUACACAGUCUAUGUCUAUGGGAUCUCUGCUGGUGUACGCAGCAAGCCACUCAACACCCUCAUAACCACCAAAGCUUCCACAGAUAAAGACAAAGUAAAGCCAAGUAAAGUGAAUAAGCUGGAGAAUCUUUCAGUCUCUAACAUCACAGUGAACUCCUUCCAGCUGUCCUGGGGAGCAGAGAAAGAGUUUGAUUCUUUUCUCAUACAGUACAGAAUAAAAGGUUCUGAGGAUGUGCACAACGUGACGGUAACUGGUGACCGUCGAUUGUCUGUCAUCACAGGCCUGAGGCCUAACACCGUGUACAGAGUCUAUGUCUAUGGGAUCUCUGCUGGUGUGCGCAGCAAGCCACUCAACACCCUCAUAACCACCAAAGCUUCCACAGAUAAAGACAAAGUAAAGCCAAGUAAAGUGAGUAAGCUGGAGAAUCUUUCAGUCUCUAACAUCACAGUGAACUCCUUCCAGCUGUCCUGGGGAGCGGAGAAAGAUUUUGAUUCUUUUCACAUACAAUACAGAGUAAGAGGCUCUGAGUAUGUGCACAACGUGACGGUAACUGGUGACCGUCGAUUGUCUGUCAUCACAGGCCUGAGGCCUAGCACCAUGUACAGAGUCUAUGUCUAUGGGAUCUCUGCUGGUGUACGCAGCAAGCCACUCAACACCUUCAUAGCCACCAAAGCUUCCACAGAUAAAGACAAAGUAAAGCCAAGUAAAGUGAAUAAGCUGGAGAAUCUUUCAGUCUCUAACAUCACAGUGAACUCCUUCCAGCUGUCCUGGGGAGCAGAGAAAGAGUUUGAUUCUUUUCUCAUACAGUACAGAAUAAAAGGUUCUGAGGAUGUGCACAACGUGACGGUAACUGGUGACCGUCGAUUGUCUGUCAUCACAGGCCUGAGGCCGAGGACUGCGUACACAGUCUAUGUCUAUGGGAUCUCUGCUGGUGUACGCAGCAAGCCACUCAACACCCUCAUAACCACCAAAGCUUCCACAGAUAAAGACAAAGUAAAGCCAAGUAAAGUGAAUAAGUUGGAGAAUCUUUCAGUCUCUAACGUCACAGCAGACUCUUUCCAACUGUCCUGGGGAGCGGAGAAAGAUUUUGAUUCUUUUCACAUACAGUACGGAGUGCGAGGUUCUGAGGAUGUGCACAACGAGACGGUAACUGGUGACCGUCGAUUGUCUGUCAUCACAGGCCUGAGGCCUAGCACCAUGUACAGAGUCUAUGUCUAUGGGAUCUCUGCUGGUGUACGCAGCAAGCCACUCAACACCUUCAUAACCACCAAAGCUUCCACAGAUAAAGACAAAGUAAAGCCAAGUAAAGUGAAUAAGCUGGAGAAUCUUUCAGUCUCUAACAUCACAGUGAACUCCUUCCAGCUGUCCUGGGGAGCAGAGAAAGAGUUUGAUUCUUUUCUCAUACAGUACAGAGUAAAAGGUUCUGAGGAUGUGCACAACGUGACGGUAACUGGUGGCCGUCGAUUGUCUGUCAUCACAGGCCUGAGGCCUAACACCGUGUACAGAGUCUAUGUCUAUGGGAUCUCUGCUGGUGUACGCAGCAAGCCACUCAACACCCUCAUAACCACCAAAGCUUCCACAGAUAAAGACAAAGUAAAGCCAAGUAAAGUGAAUAAGUUGGAGAAUCUUUCAGUCUCUAACGUCACAGCGGACUCUUUCCAACUGUCCUGGGGAGCGGAGAAAGACUUUGAUUCUUUUCACAUACAGUACGGAGUGCGAGGUUCUGAGGAUGUGCACAACGUGACGGUAACUGGUGACCGUCGAUUGUCUGUCAUCACAGGCCUGAGGCCUAGGAUCGUGUACAGAGUCUAUGUCUAUGGGAUCUCUGCGGGUGUACGCAGCAAGCCACUCAACACCCUCAUAACCACAAAAGCUUCCACAGAUAAAGACAAAGUAAAGCCAAGUAAAGUGAAUAAGCUGGAGAAUCUUUCAGUCUCUAACAUCACAGUGAACUCCUUCCAGCUGUCCUGGGGAGCAGAGAAAGAGUUUGAUUCUUUUCUCAUACAGUACAGAGUAAAAGGUUCUGAGGAUGUGCACAACGUGACGGUAACUGGUGGCCGUCGAUUGUCUGUCAUCACAGGCCUGAGGCCUAACACCGUGUACAGAGUCUAUGUCUAUGGGAUCUCUGCUGGUGUACGCAGCAAGCCACUCAACACCCUCAUAACCACCAAAGCUUCCACAGAUAAAGACAAAGUAAAGCCAAGUAAAGUGAAUAAGUUGGAGAAUCUUUCAGUCUCUAACGUCACAGUGGACUCUUUCCAACUGUCCUGGGGAGCGGAGAAAGAUUUUGAUUCUUUUCACAUACAGUACGGAGUGCGAGGUUCUGAGGAUGUGCACAACGUGACGGUAACUGGUGACCGUCGAUUGUCUGUCAUCACAGGCCUGAGUCCUAGCACCAUGCACACAGUCUAUGUCUAUGGGAUCUCUGCUGGUGUACGCAGCAAGCCACUCAACACCCUCAUAACCACCAAAGCUUCCACAGAUAAAGACAAAGUAAAGCCAAGUAAAGUGAAUAAGCUGGAGAAUCUUUCAGUCUCUAACAUCACAGUGAACUCCUUCCAGCUGUCCUGGGGAGCAGAGAAAGAGUUUGAUUCUUUUCUCAUACAGUACAGAGUAAAAGGUUCUGAGGAUGUGCACAACGUGACGGUAACUGGUGACCGUCGAUUGUCUGUCAUCACAGGCCUGAGGCCGAGGACUGCGUAUACAGUGUAUGUCUAUGGGAUCUCUGCUGGUGUACGCAGCAAGCCACUCAACACCCUCAUAACCACCAAAGCUUCCACAGAUAAAGACAAAGUAAAACCAAGUAAAGUGAAUAAGUUGGAGAAUCUUUCAGUCUCUAACGUCACAGAGGACUCUUUCCAACUGUCCUGGGGAGCAGAGAAAGACUUUGAUUCUUUUCACAUACAGUACGGAGUGCGAGGUUCUGAGGAUGUGCACAACGUGACGGUAACUGGUGACCGUCGAUUGUCUGUCAUCACAGGCCUGAGGCCUAGGACCGUGUACAGAGUCUAUGUCUAUGGGAUCUCUGCUGGUGUACGCAGCAAGCCACUCAACACCCUCAUAACCACCAAAGCUUCCACAGAUAAAGACAAAGUAAAGCCAAGUAAAGUGAAUAAGCUGGAGAAUCUUUCAGUCUCUAACAUCACAGUGAACUCCUUCCAGUUGUCCUGGGGAGCGGAGAAACUCAAUUCCAGAGUUUAUUCUGUGACUGACGUUGUGCAAAUUGAUCUGUUGUUUUCUCAUUUGUUUUCUUCCACAGAUAAAGACAAAGUAAAGCCAAGUAAAGUGAAUAAGCUGGAGAACCUUUCAGUCUCUAACGUCACAGCGGACUCUUUCCAGCUGUCCUGGGGACCGGAGAAAGAUUUUGAUUCUUUUCUCAUACAGUACAGAGUAAGAGGUUCUGAGGAUGUGCACAACGUGACAGUAACUGGUGACCGUGGAUUGUCUGUCAUCACAGGCCUGAGGCCUAGCACCAUGUACACAGUCUAUGUCUAUGGGAUCUCUGCUGGUGUACACAGCAAACCUCUCAACACCCUCAUAACCACCAAAGCUUCCACAGAUAAAGACAAAGUAAAGCCAAGUAAAGUGAAUAAGUUGGAGAAUCUUUCAGUCUCUAACAUCACAGCGGACUCUUUCCAACUGUCCUGGGGAGCGGAGAAAGAUUUUGAUUCUUUUCUCAUACAGUACGGAGUGCAAGGUUCUGAGGAUGUGCACAACGUGACGGUAACUGGUGACCGUCGAUUGUCUGUAAUCACAGGCCUGAGGCCUAGCACCGUGUACACAGUCUAUGUUUAUGGGAUCUCUGCUGGUGUACGCAGCAAGCCACUCAACACCCUCAUAACCACCAAAGCCUUUGGGGGGAAGCCGAGUGACAAGAUGAAACCGGGUCGCUUGUCGUUCUUGAACAUCACCUCGGAUUCUGUCCAGCUGUUCUGGCUGCCUCAGAGAGGCACUGAUUUUUAUAUCCUCCAGUACAGAGUGCGGUCUUCUGCAACUGUACAGAACGUCACGCUUACCGGUGACCGCCGCUCUUUCAAAAUCACAGGCCUCAGUCCUGCCACUAAGUACCUCUUCUCCCUGUACCGUGUCUCCGGGGGCCAGUACAAAAAGCCACUGCUCCUUCCAUUAACCACCAAAGCUUCUCCUGAGAAGGCCAAGCCCAAACCGCAAAAGGAGAUUGAACUGGGCGCUCUGUCGGUUUCUAAUGUCACGGCCGACUCCACUGCGUUCUCCUGGACUGCAGAGAAGGGAUUCGAUGCCUUUCUGAUACGGUACAAAGUGCACGGCUCCGGGGCUGUGCAGAACUUCACGGUCACCGGCGGCAAACGCUCGGCAACUAUCACAGGCCUGAGGCCUAGCACCAAGUACACCCUCUAUGUCUACGGGGUCUCUAACGGAAAACGCACAAAGCCACUGAGCAGAGUUAUUACCACAAAAGCUUCCAAAGAUAAAGAGGCUGUAAAACUGGGCAGCGUGUCCACCUCUGAUAUCAUUGCUAACUCCCUCCGACUCUCCUGGACAGUGGACAGGGCCCACUUUGACUCCUUUUUAAUCCAGUACAGAGUCCAGGGCUCUGAGGAGACCCAAAACAUCACAGUCACCGGCAGGCAACGAUCCCACCUCAUCGUAGGCCUCAAGCCUACUACCAGAUACACCAUCUAUCUGUACGGGAUUUCUGAUGGAGUAAGGACAGAGCCCUUAACCACUACUGUGACUACCUCAGCUUCUGCAGAGAGAGAUACUACAACACCAGCUCAGCUGGGCAGCGUGUCCACCUCUGAUAUCACGGCUAACACCCUCCGACUCUCCUGGACGGUGGACAGGGCCCAUUUUGACUCCUUUUUAAUCCAGUACAGAGUCCAGGGCUCUGAGGAGACCCAAAACAUCACAGUCACCGGCGGGCAACGAUCCCACCUCAUCGUAGGCCUCAAGCCUACUACCAGAUAUACCAUCUAUCUCUACGGGGUCUUCAAUGGCAAACAUAGCAAACCGUUGACUGCUGCCGUGGCCACCACAGCCUCCACAGAUAAAGAGGGUCAGAAGCCACUCCCGGUGGUGGAUCUGGGCAAGGUCUCAGUGUCUAAGGUCACGGCCGACUCCCUCAAACUCUCCUGGGAAACGGAGAGAUCCUAUGAUUCCUUCCUCAUCGAGUACGGCCCUGAGGGCUUGGAAGAUGUAAGCGAGAUCCCGGUAACCGGUGACCGUCGAUCCGCUGUCAUCACAGGCCUGAGGCCUAGCACCACCUACAGGCUCCGUGUCUACGGGCUCUCUGGUGACCAACGCAGCAGACCACUGACCACCUCCGCCAAGACUACAGCCACCGCAGCUAAAGACACUGUGAAGCCAAGUAAACUUGGCGACCUUUCUGUCUCUCACAUCACGGCUCAGUCCUUCAAACUCUCCUGGACAGCGAGCGAGGGCUUCGAUUCCUUUCUGAUAGAGUACAGCACCUCGGAGCCCCGGGGAGUGUACAACCUGACCAUGACCGGGGACCAAAGGUCCACCUCCAUCAAAGGCCUGAGGCCUACCACCGUCUACACUGUCCGUCUCUAUGGGGUCGCUAAGGGCCAGCGCACAAAGCCACUGACCAGCGUAGUGACCACCACAGACAAGGCCGUAGUCAAACCCGUUAAACUGAGACCUCUUUCCGUUUCCACGGUGGCGGCUCACUCUGUGCGGGUCUCCUGGACGACAGAUUUGGUCUUUCGUUCUUUCCUGAUCGAGUACAGAAUCGUGGGGUCCCGGAGCGUGCAGAAUGUGACGGUGAUGGCUCAUCGCCGCUCCUACCUCAUCACAGGCCUGAGGCCUAGCACCAAAUAUACCGUCACCGUCUAUGGGAUUUCAAGAGGCCAGCGCACAGCACUGUCAACAUCUGUGAUAACCACAAGAGCCUCCACAGAUAAAGAGGGUCAGAGGCCGCUCCCGGUGGUGGAUCUGGGCAAGGUCUCAGUGUCUAAGGUCACGGCCGACUCCCUCAAACUCUCCUGGGAAACGGAGAGAUCCUAUGAUUCCUUCCUGAUUGAAUACGGCCCUGAGGGCUCAGAGGAUGUGAGUGAGCUCCCGGUAACCGGUGACCGUCGAUCCGCUGUCAUCACGGGCCUGAAGCCGAGCACCACCUACAGGCUGCAUGUCUACGGGCUCUCUGGUGACCAACGCAGCAGGCCGCUUACCACCUCCACCAAGACCACAGACAAGGCCGUGGUCAAACCUGUUAAACUUAGACCUCUUUCCGUUUCCUCGGUGACGGCUCACUCUGUGCGGGUCUCCUGGACGACAGAGCUGGUCUUUGGUUCCUUCCUCAUCGAGUACAGAAUCGUGGGGUCCCGGAGCGUGCAGAAUGUGACGGUGAUGGCCCAUCGCCGCUCCUACCUCAUCACAGGCCUGAGGCCUAGCACCAAAUAUACUGUCACCGUCUAUGGGAUUUCCAGAGGCCAGCGCACAGCACUGUCAACAUCUGUGAUAACCACAAGAGCCUCCACAGAUAAAGAGGGUCAGAGGCCGCACACGGUGGUGGAUCUGGGCAAGGUCUCAGUGUCUAAGGUCACGACCGACUCCCUCAAACUCUCCUGGGAAACGGAGAGAUCCUAUGAUUCCUUCCUGAUUGAAUACGGCCCUGAGGGCUCAGAGGAUGUGAGCGAGCUCCCGGUAACCGGUGACCGUCGAUCCGCUGUCAUCACGGGCCUGAGGCCGAGCACCACCUACAGGCUGCAUGUCUACGGGCUCUCUGGUGACCAAAGCAGCAGGCCGCUUACCACCUCCACCAAGACCACAGACAAGGCCGGGGUCAAGCCCGUUAAACUGAGACCUCUUUCCGUUUCCUCGGUGACGGCUCAAUCUGUGCGGGUCUCCUGGACGACAGAGCUGGUCUUUGGUUCCUUCCUCAUCGAGUACAGAAUCGUGGGGUCACGGAGCGUGCAGAAUGUGACGGUGAUGGCUCAUCGCCGCUCCUACCUCAUCACAGGUCUGAGGCCUAGCACCAAAUAUACCAUCACCGUCUAUGGGAUUUCCAGAGGCCAGCGCACAGCACUGUCAACAUCUGUGAUAACCACAAGAGCCUCCACAGAUAAAGAAGGUCAGAGGCCGCUCACGGUGGUGGAUCUGGGCAAGGUCUCUGUGUCUAAGGUCACGGCCGACUCCCUCAAACUCUCCUGGGAAACGGAGAGAUCCUAUGAUUCCUUCCUGAUUGAAUACGGCCCUGAGGGCUCAGAGGAUGUGAGCAAGCUCCUGGUAACCGGUGACCAUCGAUCCGCUGUCAUCACAGGCCUGAGGCCGAGCACCACCUACAGGCUGCAUGUCUACGGGCUCUCUGGUGACCAACGCAGCAGGCCGCUUACCACUUCCUCCAAGACCACAGACAAGGCCGUGGUCAAACCUGUUAAACUGAGACCUCUUUCCGUUUCCACGGUGACGGCGCACUCUGUGCGGGUCUCCUGGACAACAGAUUUGGUCUUUGGUUCUUUCCUGAUCGAGUACAGAAUCGUGGGGUCCCGGAGCGUGCAGAAUGUGACGGUGAUGGCCCAUCGCCGCUCCUACCUCAUCACAGGCCUGAGGCCUAGCACCAAAUAUACCGUCACCGUCUAUGGGAUUUCCAGAGGCCAGCGCACAGCACUGUCAACAUCUGUGAUAACCACAAGAGCCUCCACAGAUAAAGAGGGUCAGAGGCCGCUCCCGGUGGUGGAUCUGGGCAAGGUCUCCGUGUCUAAGGUCACGGCCGACUCUCUGAAACUCUCCUGGGAAACGGAGAGAUCCUAUGAUUCCUUCCUGAUUGAAUACGGCCCUGAGGGCUCAGAGGAUGUGAGCGAGCUCCCGGUAACCAGUGACCGUCGAUCCGCUGUCAUCACAGGCCUGAGGCCGAGCACCACCUACAGGCUGAAUGUCUACGGGCUCUCUGGUGACCAACGCAGCAGGCCGCUUACCACCUCCACCAGGACCACAGACAAGGCCGUGGUCAAGCCCGUUAAACUGAGCCCUCUUUCCGUUUCUACGGUGAAGGCUCAAUCUGUGCGGGUCUCCUGGACAACAGAGUUGGUCUUUGGUUCCUUUCUGAUUGAGUACAGAAUCGUGGGGUCCCGGAGUGUGCAGAAUGUGACAGUGAUGGCCCAUCGCCGCUCCUACCUCAUCACAGGCCUGAGGCCUAGCACCAAAUAUACCAUCACCGUCUAUGGGAUUUCCAGAGGCCAGCGCACAGCACUGUCAACAUCUGUGAUAACCACAAGAGCCUCCACAGAUAAAGAGGGUCAGAGGCCGCUCCCGGUGGUGGAUCUGGGCAAGGUCUCCGUGUCUAAGGUCACGGCCGACUCCCUCAAACUCUCCUGGGAAACGGAGAGAUCCUAUGAUUCCUUCCUGAUUGAAUACGGCCCUGAGGGCUCAGAGGAUGUGAGCGAGCUCCUGGUAACCGGUGACCGUCGAUCCGCUGUCAUCACAGGCCUGAGGCCGAGCACCACCUACAGGCUGCAUGUCUACGGGCUCUCUGGUGACCAACGCAGCAGGCCGCUUACCACCUCCACCAAGACCACAGACAAGGCCGUGGUCAAACCUGUUAAACUGAGACCUCUUUCCGUUUCCACGGUGACGGCGCACUCUGUGCGGGUCUCCUGGACGACAGAUUUGGUCUUUGGUUCUUUCCUGAUCGAGUACAGAAUCGUGGGGUCCCGGAGCGUGCAGAAUGUGACGGUGAUGGCCCAUCGCCGCUCCUACCUCAUCACAGGCCUGAGGCCUAGCACCAAAUAUACCGUCACCGUCUAUGGGAUUUCCAGAGGCCAGCGCCCAGCACUGUCAACAUCUGUGAUAACCACAAGAGCCUCCACAGAUAAAGAGGGUCAGAGGCCGCUCCCGGUGGUGGAUCUGGGCAAGGUCUCCGUGUCUAAGGUCACGGCCGACUCUCUGAAACUCUCCUGGGAAACGGAGAGAUCCUAUGAUUCCUUCCUGAUUGAAUACGGCCCUGAGGGCUCAGAGGAUGUGAGCGAGCUCCCGGUAACCAGUGACCGUCGAUCCGCUGUCAUCACAGGCCUGAGGCCGAGCACCACCUACAGGCUGAAUGUCUACGGGCUCUCUGGUGACCAAUGCAGCAGGCCGCUUACCACCUCCACCAGGACCACAGACAAGGCCGUGGUCAAGCCCGUUAAACUGAGCCCUCUUUCCGUUUCUACGGUGAAGGCUCAAUCUGUGCGGGUCUCCUGGACAACAGAGUUGGUCUUUGGUUCCUUUCUGAUUGAGUACAGAAUCGUGGGGUCCCGGAGUGUGCAGAAUGUGACAGUGAUGGCCCAUCGCCGCUCCUACCUCAUCACAGGCCUGAGGCCUAGCACCAAAUAUACCAUCACCGUCUAUGGGAUUUCCAGAGGCCAGCGCACAGCACUGUCAACAUCUGUGAUAACCACAAGAGCCUCCACAGAUAAAGAGGGUCAGAGGCCGCUCCCGGUGGUGGAUCUGGGCAAGGUCUCCGUGUCUAAGGUCACGGCCGACUCCCUCAAACUCUCCUGGGAAACGGAGAGAUCCUAUGAUUCCUUCCUGAUUGAAUACGGCCCUGAGGGCUCAGAGGAUGUGAGCGAGCUCCUGGUAACCGGUGACCGUCGAUCCGCUGUCAUCACAGGCCUGAGGCCGAGCACCACCUACAGGCUGCAUGUCUACGGGCUCUCUGGUGACCAACGCAGCAGGCCGCUUACCACCUCCACCAAGACCACAGACAAGGCCGUGGUCAAACCCGUUAAACUGAGACCUCUUUCCGUUUCCACGGUGACGGCUCACUCUGUGCGGGUCUCCUGGACAACAGAGCUGGUCUUUGGUUCCUUCCUCAUCGAGUACAGAAUCGUGGGGUCCCGGAGCGUGCAGAAUGUGACGGUGAUGGCCCAUCGUCGCUCCUACCUCAUCACAGGCCUGAGGCCUAGCACCAAAUAUACCGUCACCGUCUAUGGGAUUUCCAGAGGCCAGCGCACAGCACUGUCAACAUCUGUGAUAACCACAAGAGCUUCUGCAGCUAAAGACACUGUGAAGCCAAAUAGAAUUGGUGACCUUUCUGUCUCUCGCAUCACGGCUCAGUCCUUUAAACUCUCCUGGACAGCGAGCGAGGGCUUCGAUUCCUUUCUGAUAGAGUACAGUGCUUCGGAGCCCCGGGGAGUGUACAACCUGACCAUGACUGGGGACCAAAGGUCCACCUUCAUCAAAGGCCUGAGGCCUACCACCGUCUACACUGUCCGUCUCUAUGGGGUCGCUAAGGGUCAGCGCACAAAGCCACUGACCAGCAUAGUGACCACCACAGCUUCCACAGGAACGGAUAUCAUGGAACCCAGUGAGAAGAAGGAGCUGGGCAACAUUUCUGCUUUGGCGCUGACACCUCACUCAGUCAGACUGUCCUGGGCAGCCCAGAGGGACUAUGACUCCUACAUUGUGCAGUACAGAGCCCGGGGAUCAGAACUGGUGCAGAAACAGUCUCUGAGUGGCCACACUCAAUCACAUGUCAUCACAGGCCUCAGGCCUACUACCAAGUACACCUUCUACCUCUACGGAGUGUCCAGCGGGCGCCACACAACACCCCUGUCCACCACCGUCACCACCGCAGACUCCUCAGAUGAGGUCAGUCCGACAGCGAAGACACCGGUCCGACCCGGUGUAUCUCACGUCACUGCAGACUCCUUGCAGCUCUCCUGGAUGGUGGGCCAGGUGUAUGAACUCUUUCUGAUCCAGUACCGAGCCCACGGCUCCCAGACUGUGAGCAAUUUGACCGUGGCUGGAGAUCAGAGGUCAUUCUUCAUCACAGGCCUCAAACCCAGCACCAAAUACACCAUCUAUCUCCAUGGGGUCUUUCAAGGCCAAGUCACAAAACUGAUGGCCUUUGUGGCUUCUACCACAGUGAAGGAAGGUAUAAGGCCCAGUCAGGUGAAGGCCUUGGGCAGUCUCUCUGUCUCUAACAUCACAGCUGACUCUCUGGAGCUCUCCUGGUCAACACAGUGGGCCUUUGACUCCUACGUCAUUCAGUACAGAGCCCAGGGCUCCGAAGAGGUGAGGAAGUUCCGGGUGUCUGGGAACCGUCGCUCGUAUGUCCUCAUAGGCCUCAGGCCUACCACCAAGUACGCCAUCUACAUUUAUGGAGUGUCCAGGGGCCGUCACACCAGGCCGCUUUCGAUCGUCGUGACAACCACAGCUUCCAUAGAUACCAAUGGUGUAAAGCCCAGCAGGCUGAGAAAACUGAUCCGCCUUUCGGGAAACAAUGUCACGCAGGAUUCCCUGCAAAUCUUUUGGGCAGCUGAAAGUGGCUUUGAUUCCUUUCUGAUCCAGUACAGAGUGGAAGGAUCUGAGGAGGUGCAGAACUUCACAGUGCCCGCUCAUCAACAUUCGUCCUUCAUUGAAGGCCUGAGGCCUGGUACCAAGUAUCUGGUUUCUCUCUAUGGGCUUUCCGGAAGCAGACGGACUAGGCCACUAACCACUAUAAUAACCACUGCAGCUUCAGCAGAGAAAGAGUUGGUGAAAUCUGGCAAGUUUGGGAGCCUUUCGUUCUCGAAUAUCACGGCUGACUCCCUCCUCCUCUCGUGGUCAGCUGACACUGUCUUUGACUCCUUCCUGAUACAGUACAAAGCUCAGGGGUCCGACCUUCUGCAGAAUAUCACUGUAACUGGUGACCGUCGCUCGGUCUUCAUCACAGGCCUGAGGCCUACGACCAACUACACCAUUUACCUCUAUGGGGUGUCCAAUGGCCAGCUCUCCAGGCCGUUGGUGGCUCUCUUGACCAUCACAGCGGUUCCUGUUCACACCGUCGGUGUCAGUGCCCUGGGAAGACUCUCAGUCUCCGAUAUCAACACUCACAGCCUCAAGCUCAGCUGGGCCGUGGAGGAAGGGACCUUUGACUCUUUCUUGGUCCAGUAUAGAGAUUCCGAGGGGCAGCUGGGGGUCAAAGAGGUCACGGUGCCAGGCAACCUCCGCAGUGUCUCCAUCGGUGACCUGGCCCCCAGCACCGAGUACCUCAUCUCUCUCUAUGGCGUGUUACAGAACCAGCAAACAGAACCCAUUCCCAUCGUGGCACGAACAGCUCGAGAGAGUCCGAGCAGACUGAGUUUCUCCGAUCUCACCGACAGCUCAGUCACCGUCCACUGGGCAGCGCCGGCAGCGCCUGUCGAUAGCUUCAAGAUCUUCUACGUCCCGACGAAGCGAGGUGAACCAAGGAGCGCAGUGAUAGCCGGCAGGAAAACCAACAUCACCCUGAGAGACCUGCUCCCGGAUACCCAGUACGAGGUCAACCUGGUGGCUGUGCGGGGGGCCACGGAGAGUCCACCCAUCCUGGACCACUUCACAACUGCUCCGGACGCUCCGACGAAUCUGAAAGCUGUUAAUAUUUCCGAGACGAUGGCCCUCCUGGUUUGGAGACCUGCGAUUGCACCCAUUGACCACUACACCAUCACCUACAGCAGCAAAGCUGGUGCCACUGUCAGCCGGGAUGUCCCCGGUAACUCUGCCCAGCUGCAGCUGACUGGCCUCACUGUGAAUACUGAGUACACAGCAGAUAUCUCUAGUGUCAGCGGAGACAGGAUGAGUCCGAGAGUCACUACCAACUUUGUCACUGGUUCUGAUCUGCCAAAGGACCUAACAGUGAGUGACAUCUCAACAAGUGAAGCCCUGGUCUCCUGGAAGAGCCCGAGAGCCCCAGUGACUGGAUAUCUGCUGCUGUAUGGGACCGAGGGAGACCUGUCUCAGCGGGUGAAGUUGGAUGCCACAAAGCUGAGCCACAGACUGCAGCAGCUGAUGCCCAGCACCAGGUACAUGGUCAGGCUGCACGCCCUGCAGGACAGUGAGAAGACGGGCGCUGUGACGGCACACUUCAACACAGUUGGUGCACACAUCCCAUUCCCGAAGGACUGCGGAGAGGAACGUAGCAAUGGGAGAACAGAGUCCAGCAUCGUCACCCUCUACCUGAACGGGAGCAAAGACAAACCCAUCAGAGCGUACUGUGACAUGGAGACCGAUGGCGGGGGCUGGCUCGUUUUCCAGAGGAGAAUGGACGGCAAGACCAACUUCAUCAGGAACUGGAAGGCCUACGAGACAGGCUUCGGAGAUCCGGCUGGGGAGCACUGGCUGGGGUUGCUGAAGCUGCACCAGCUGACAGCACAGCAAAAUUACCAACUCCGUGUGGAUCUGCGGAACGGUCAGGAAUCCGCCUACGCUAUCUACGACAACUUUUUGGUGGAGAGCCCAGCUGAGAGAUACAAACUGAGCGUGGGCAAAUAUUCCGGGAAUGCCGGGAACUCCUUGGCAUAUCAUCACGGCAGUAACUUCACCACCAUCGAUGCUGACAAUGACGAGGCUCUCACAAACUGUGCUGUCUCCUAUCGAGGAGGCUGGUGGUAUAAAAACUGUCAUCGUGUCAAUCUCAACGGAGAGUAUGGAAACAACAGGGACCAUCAGGGUGUGAACUGGUAUAGCUGGAAAGGCUUCGAGUUCUCCAUACCCUUCACUGAGAUGAAGAUGAGGCCUUAUAAGUUUGUCAGUUCCGUCAGGAAGGAGUGAGGCACAGGGCCACCUCCAGGGGACAAUUCUAAAGCUCGCAGCUAAUUCUUCCGCCCGGACUUUUUGACUUUACUGCGGUCGUCAUGAAGCCGACGAUGUUUUGACCUCUGUUUAUGUUCUACUGGGAUCUGGGCCUGUUGACCUUUGAACCCACCAACAACAAGACCCAACACCAGCGUAUGGCCUAUCACUCGUCGGCUUCAAAUUGUGUGGUUCCAAAAUUAUUCACCAAAUCAUAGAGUUAACCAAAUGUUGGAGAAGGAAUUGGAAAGGGUAGGGGGGAGGGUGGGGACAUCCGAAGCUCCAAGACUUUGGAUGCUGCUGUUUUCUGAUCGCCAGCCUCUUGUAUAUCUGCUGCUUUCUAGUAUAUGAGUGCUAGGAUCAAUCUCUAAUACCAGAAACUGCCCCCAUUGCAUUUUAAAGAGAUUUAACUUGAUGAAUUUUGUUUUGAAGUUAUUUUGUAUGUUUUUUUUUCUCUGUUAUUUUGAAAUACAUUUGAUGUGCCUUUUCUAA